UGUGUCACGAACACAUUUUAUUUUCCUCCACCUCUAUUAUUAAACCACUAUCAGCUUUAAAAUUGUUACAAAAUAAUUUUUUUAAUAAAAUAAGAUGCUUUCUUUUAUUUCUUCUAUGAGAACAGUGUUAGCUCGACAACAAAGUGUUGACACAUUAAGGAAACUUCAUACAUCAGCUAUUUGUGAAGCUGCCCGUAAGGGCACUCGAGAGAAGGCUCGAAAAAAAAAAGUUAAAGUUGAAGUGAAGAAAGUGGGGUUCAUACCACAUAAUCAAAGGGAUAAGAAAAUUAAUUUGCAACGUGAAAAUUUACACUUUGACGAUUCUUGGAAACAAUUACCACAAGACAAUGUUUAUGUCCUGAAAUACUAUCGUUGGCCGGUAUAUACGGUUGCUGAUGCUAUACAGUGUCAUCGUGAAACACAUCAUCCUUCUAUGUACAAUGUGCCUAACGCUCCACUCAUCGUAGAUAUUGAAUUGGAUAUGCGAGCAGAGAAGAAAAACCGAUUCGUGGACAACUUUCAGCGCAUGGCUAUGAUACCUCAUAAAUUCGAGCAUGGUGAGGAGCGCAAAAUCCUCGUUUUCACAAAAGGAAAUGAUGAGAUCAGUGAGGCUCGGGAAGCCGGUGCUACACUUGUAGGUGGUAUUGAGUUGAUAAAGGACAUAACCAACGGAGAGUUAUUACUGACCGAUUAUCAAUUUGUACUCGCACAUCCAAACAUUUUGCCGGAGUUGGUGGCCCUGCGAGGACUGAUGAAACGUAAGUUUCCAAACCCACGAAGCGAGACACUUGGUACAAAUUUAGCGGAAAUGAUUGAACGCUUUUCAAAUGGCAUUAGCUAUGCAGCCACCAAGGAUGAGCAUCAACAAGAUUUUGGGUUGAUUUCAACAAGCGUGGGAACAUUAGAUAUGGAUACUCACAAAUUAGAAGAAAAUUUACGUUCCUUACUGCUAGAUGUUGAUUCAAUACGUCCUAAGCGUGAAGGUGAACGAUUUAUAAAACGUGUACUACUUAAGAGUCCACCGAGUAGUGAACGACUGAAAAUAGAUGCUCUUCAAUAUGUACCAGAGUUCUACGUAAAAACAGCUAAUAAAGCUUCUGCGAAAUCGAACGAAGUCGAGGAACGGGUAGAAGAAUUCAGCGAAAAACAAGAAGCUGUAGCUGCACAAUAAUGUUACAUUGAAAAAUUUUUAAUAGACCAGUAAUAUGUACUGUUGAGUGUCGUAAAUAAAGGUUGAAAUAAAUGUAAGUCAUUUAAGGUUCUGAAAGAAA
Molecule: messenger RNA, 1271 nt
Organism: Bactrocera neohumeralis
Lineage: Eukaryota; Metazoa; Arthropoda; Insecta; Diptera; Tephritidae
Gene: mRpL1
Product: 39S ribosomal protein L1, mitochondrial
Exons: 3
Coding region: 95-1171 (358 amino acids)
Biological process (GO): translation
Cellular component (GO): large ribosomal subunit; mitochondrion
Molecular function (GO): structural constituent of ribosome; RNA binding
Source: RefSeq, a predicted model, not a curated record